Ruditapes philippinarum (Manila clam) is the source of this 6788-nucleotide messenger RNA. RefSeq lists its product as uncharacterized. Gene Ontology annotation, molecular function: protein binding. The record is from RefSeq and is a predicted model, not a curated record. NCBI's taxonomy places the organism in Eukaryota, Metazoa, Mollusca, Bivalvia, Venerida, Veneridae. Bases 134 to 6466 code for a protein of 2110 amino acids. The transcript has 33 exons.
UCUGUUACAUUAGCUGGUGGACAUUGAUGAUAUUGACUACCAAGUAGAGACAACCAGGCUGUCUACAAGAUGGUUUGGAUUUGAACACCCUUAUGAAGAAAUACAGUUUCAUGUUUGUAUUGUAAAACUGUCUAUGCCAGAUGAAAGAGUGAUAUGUGAGGUUGCGGACAAUGUGAAAACACACACAUUUAAUGGAUUGUCUCUAGAAAUAUAUCAGACAUAUAGCGUGAUAGUCACUGCUGUAACCAGCGGAGGAAAUGUCUCAGCAUUGUCAAAUGGUGUUACAAUAGUAGUUGAUGAUGAUACAUUGGAUGGAGUUUCAAUACAUGAUGGUCUCCCUUGUGAUGUCAACUAUGCUGAUGACUUUAGUACAGAGAUGUCACAUCAUUCUGAGGACAAAAGAGUUAAGUGUACAGAAGACUUAGAAUUUCAGUCAUCAACCAACCGUUUACAAGCUUACUGGUCUAUUCAAAGUGACAAAGCUCACAUAAUCUCAGAUGUUUACUGGGCUAUUGAAGAAAGAGCACCUGUUGCUGAAUUUUGGAUAUUGUAUAAGGAGUUUCAACAUCUGAGAACAAAAGUCUACUCUUUUGAAGACAGUGUUUUAACACUGACUCCUGCAAGAAGAUACAGGGUUGUACUGAAGUUUUGUGCUGGUCCAUUUUGCUUUAAACCUGUGAAAAGUUCAGGUGUAACAAUAAUACCUUACCCUCCAGUACCAGAUUUUAUCAAGGUGCAAUAUGUAACACUUCAAAAACAGAUAAUUGUCAAUAUAGGACAUUUUAAAGAUCCUGAUAUAGAAUCAUUGGAGGAGGCUGUGGCUGUUAUGGACCAUUAUGAAUGGGCAAUUGCUGACAAUUCUGUGGAUACAAAAUUAUUGACCAAAUGGAAGAGAGCUGAAAAUAUUAACAGUUUGAUAGACAAGGUAACAUUCACAAUUGAUUUAGAAGGAGACAUAAUAUUUACAAAAUGCUGGGCAGUUUCAGUAAGGGGUUAUAAUAAAGUUGGCCAUUCGGCUAUCAUAUCUUCAAACAUCAAAAACUGCAGUAACAUUACAGAAGUUAGACCCAGCAUUGUCAUAGAUGCCAUUGGAGAAAGUACAGUUGAUGAGCAUAAUGGUAAACCAAUCUAUCUGGAAGAAAAUGCGUUAUGGCCACACACUGAUGUAGAUUAUACUCCUUACAGUAACAUUCUAUCUGCAGUCUGGCCAACAUUACGUCAAAAAGCAUACACCUGGACAAUUCUGACUGUGAGAGAUGAUGAUGUUACUAUAUUUUAUAACAAUCCAUCUGAAAUAGACUUACAAGACCCAUGUUCUCAUCCAGAUUCAAUCAAAUGUGGAGAUACAGAUUUGAAUUACAUCAAUGUUUACUUCAAGGAAACAGAAUUAAAACAUGGCUAUCGUUAUGUGGUAUGUGUCCAUGCGGAUGAAACUUCUCUUCAUCAUGAGCGCUGGACUCAAGAACUUCCAGAAGUUAAUGUUUGCAGUGAUGGUGUUACAGUUGACUUAACUCCGCCUCAGGCUGGAGAUGUAUGGAUUGGGAAUAGGAAGGAUGUACGUUAUCAGACAUCAACAUCAGAGUUAAGUAUUAACUGGGUAUCAUUUAUAGAUAUAGAGGAGAAAGGUUAUGCUGUACAUACAAGUGGAAUCACAGGAUAUGAGCUAACCAUUGGAACAACACAAGGAGGGGUAGAUGUGAUGCCCCCAACAAUUGUUGGUUUAACUAACCAUAAAAUGUUUCAUGACUUAGAAAUGAUAAAUGGUCACACAUAUUUUGCAACAGUGAGAGGGUAUGAUUUCACUGGACAGUCAUCUGUCAGUUAUUCGGAAGGUGUGACCAUCGAUACUUCACCCCCUGUUAUUUCAGACAGUCGAAUUACGGUACGAAAUCGACACAUUACAAGUACAGAAUAUGUGGAGGCCUGUUGGACAGGACUUUUCAGUGAUCUUGAAAGUGGAAUUUCUCACUAUAGCUGGUCCAUUGGUACUCAGAGUGGUUUUGAUAAUAUAAUGGCAUAUACUGAUACAGAAAAUGAAUGUUCAGGCACACCAGAAGACAACCAGCUGUCACUAAAAGAGGGACAUGCAUAUAUCAUUAAUGUUAAGGCAUAUAACAAUGCGGGGUUAUUUGCUGUCGCCUCAUCCUGGGCGUUUAUAGUUGACUCAUCUGAACCAGAAACAGGUGACGUCUUUGACGGUUCCAAGACAACAGACACAGACUAUGUUGACCUAGAUUACAUAGAUACAGCAUCUAGUGUUCAUGUAAGAUGGAAAGGUUUCCAUGAUCCACAUACUCCUAUAAAAGAGUAUUUUGUCAGUGUUGGGUCAUGCCAGGGAUGCGAGGAUGUUAAAGGAAAACAGCCAAAUGGACUUCAAGAAUAUACAGAAGUGAAAUACUUACAUCUGGCUGAAGGUAUGAAAUAUUUUAUAACUAUAACAGCAUGUAACACAGCUGAUUUGUGUUCGUCUGCUUCAUCUGAUGGCUUUAUUGUGGAUACAACACCACCAAAUAUAGGAUAUGUUAUAGACGGCACUCUAGCCCGGGAUAUACAAUACCAGGCUGCAAGAACUUACAUUGGUUGUAAAUGGUAUGGUUUCAAUGAUCCACAGUCAGGGAUAAGUAAAUAUGUAUGGAGAGCGGGAACCACAAAAGGAGCAGACGACAUUAUUACAGCAACAGACUGCCAUCAUUUACAGGAAGCUUUUGUUUAUGAUCUGCCAUACAUUCUGCCACUAAAUGUUAGGAUAUAUUGUACAGUUAGAGCAUACAAUAAUGCAGGCAAAUAUGUUGAAUCUUCCUCAAAUGGAUUUUUGGUUGAUGGAACACCACCAGUUUUUGAACAAGAAUUGGCUCUUUCUCAUAUUGGAAGUAUGAAAGACGGCACAAGUAUUCUUAGAUCAUUGGUUCAAGUAAAUUGGGCAGUAAAUGACCAGGAAUCAUACAUAGAAAGUCAGCAUUUAUCUAUAUCAUCUCAUAUAGGAGGAGAUUAUAAUAUUUCAUCAGUAAAAGUAGAGGGUAUUGUGAGAGAUUACACAUUUACAAAUCUUGAUCUUCAUGAUGGCAGUUAUUAUGAUAUCAAACUUACAUCUUGCAAUGGUGCCAAAUUAUGUACAGAUUCUAUCCUCCAAGAUGUUCUUGUGGACAGUUCGCCUCCCACAAAAGGUACAUUUGCCAUCAACACUGACCAUGCAGCAAGGUUAAACUGUCAGCCAGAUUUGUGGAUGACAUGGACGCCUAUAUCUAUCAGUCUGGCCUGGCUAGGAUUUGAAGAUGCACAUUCUGGAAUAGAGUCAUAUCUUAUCAACAUAGGGAGCCAGUAUAUGGGCAAUGAUUUGAACACGAUAGAAGGAGAACCCUAUGUGAUAAGUCAUAGCAGUAGUGCCUCUUUCCAUGAAGAUGGUUUUGUACAAACUUAUGAACUGAGUACAAAACCUCUUUCCAAAUACAGCUCUGUGUUUAUCAGUAUUUCUGCAAGGAAUUCUGUCGGUCUAUUAAGUGAAAUUCUACAUGCUGAGUUCAAUUUACUAUUUGGAGGUGUAUUAGAAAUGGUGCGUAGAUGUGAACGUCAUACAUGCUACGGACAUUGUGUCUGCGCAGCUGAAGGACAACUAUGUUUAGCAGAUGAUAAUUCUUGUGUUGACAGCAGUGGUGAUGGCAAUGCUAACACAUUGAUUGAAGUUAAAGAUGUGGUAGAUGUCACAUUUCCCAGUGAUGAUCAGAUAAUCUCAAGAUCACCAGUCAAUACAAUGCUUGCUGCUAAAUGGUCAAUAAAAACAACACAGGGAAUGACACCAAAAUGGUAUGAAUGCAGUGUUGGAGAAAGCUUAUACAGUUCACCACAAGGUGUUUUCCAUGAAACAGAGGAUAGGGUUUGGCAUGAUGCUGGACAAAAUAAUCAAUAUGUAUUCACAUUUAAAAAAGGGAAAAGUUUAGUUGAAGGAGAAAAGUACUCCGUGUUUGUUCGAGUAUGGUAUGAUCAAAAUACCUUUGCAAUAUUUCAAAGUCCUGGUGUCACAAUUUAUUCAACACCACCAGAACUGUCAGUAAUUCUUGGCAGAAAUGUGCAAGAAAUAAUUCAAGGGGAAACUAAGGAUACAGAUUUUGUGGCAUUAAAAACGCUCGUGAAAGCUGACUGGACAGGAAAAUUUAAAAACAGUGGAAACAGUAUUUCGCGGUAUCAUUUGUAUAUCAGCACAACUCCUGGAGGUCAUGAUGUUUACACGCUAUCAACAAAUAUAGCACCUGAGAUGACAAGCUAUAACAUCACUGGAUUGAAUCUGGAAGAGGAUACAAAAUAUUACACUGUUGUCCAAGCAUAUAAUAAAGCCGGACUGCAUUCUACUGCAGUUUCUGAUGGGUUUAUGUUAGAUUUGCAUCCUCCACUGACAGGAAUUGUUUUGGAUGGGAAAACUCUUGUGGAUAUUGAUGUAUCUAAUGACUCGUACACUCUGUCAACAUUUUGGUACGGAUUCUCUGACUUGCAGUCUGGAAUUGUAUCAUAUGAUUUCUGCAUUUCGUCUUCUUCCUACACCAGUAACUGUGACAUAUUGCCAAUGACAACUGCUGGUAUCUCUUUAAGCAAGAUAUAUCAUUCAGCAUCACCGUUUGAAGAAGGUUAUUUAAUGUACAGUAAUGUGAGAGCUCAUGAUGCUGUGGGUCACGUCUCUGAAGUUGUAUCAUCAAACGGACUGAAAAUAGAUACAAGUCCACCCAUAAUAAUGGGAGUUGGAGACUGCUUAAACAAUGUCUUAAUAGAUUACUCUUUUGAAGAUGCCUCCGGAUUCAUAUGUGAUGAAAUGGAUGGUGGUAGUUGGUUUAUUUCUGGUGAUAAAUGUGUACAAGUAGAAUCAUCUAGUAUGGCACAUAGUGGUAAUGCAUUUGCUAUUAUAUAUACAGCUGUCGAUCAGACGGCUACGGUUGAAUACACAGGAAGAUAUCGCUUAACAUUGUACACUUCAACUGUAGCAUCGACUGGUUUGAGAUUAUCGUCAGUUGACGGUUUCGUCAGUGUAAAUGGUGAAAAACAUUUAUUUUCUUUAUACGAAAAACAUAGUUCUGAUUCAUAUACUUGGCAGAAGCAUUCGUUUUUCUUUGAUGUAAACGACAAUAAUGUUUUGGUGUCUAUCGGAACACUUAAAGAAAAAUCAGCCUUUGCAUUAGAUGAUGUUACACUAGAGUUUUGCGGAUAUUUAUCAACUUCUUCUUCAAACAUGAAGGGAGUUGUAAACGCACAUACAGUCUUUGUUCAUGAUUGGUCCUCACUGCAUGCUGAUUGGGUAUUUAGUGAUCUGGAAUCAGAUAUAACAGAAUAUAUCUGGGCAAUAGGCACGGUUGAAGGUGGAACGCAAAUUAAAACAUUUAAAAGUGUUGGGAGGCGUUCUUAUGGCAAAGCGGAGGCUUUACACCUGGAGCACAAUACGGAGGUGUUUGUAACUGUUGUUGCAAUUAAUGAAGCAGAACUUCAAACAGUUAGUUAUUCCAAUCCAAUACAGAUUGAUCUUACACCACCAGUAUUUCGGUUUAUAACAGAUGGCCAAGUACCAGAUGAAGACAUAGACUUUCAGUCAGAUUUAACGUUGACAACACAUUGGGAUGUCUAUGACUCAGAGUCUGGUGUCAUUGGCUGCAGUUGGGGAAUAGGUAUAGCACCAGGUGACACAUCUCUGCAAAAUUUUACAGCUGUAGACAUCAGUUUGAACAGUGCAAAAAAAGUUUUCGAACAAUCACCGAAUAAAACAGUCUUUGCCACGGUCAGAUGUGAAAAUGGUGCAGGAUUAACAAAAACAAUGUCUUCUGAUGGAAUAAGAAUAUUACAGUAUCCACCGUCUGUCGACAGCGUCAUCCUUCAGUUGAUGACUACGUCGUUGACACAGUUUUUACCUCGAGGAUAUUACCAUGGAAACAGCUCCGAGAUUAAAUUUCGUUGGACAGGCUUUGCUUCACAUGACAGUGUAGAUAGUUUUGAGGUUCACCUUACGGGGAAUAAUGUAGAGAUGUCUGAAAUCGUUCCAUCAACUUCAUCCGGAUACAAUUAUGCCAGUUUUACAGGUCUGAAUUUAGAUGAUGGUGAAUACAAUGUUUCAGUUACAGCAAUAAAUGAAAUCCGUAUGCAGAGUGAACGAAUAUCAGAGGCAUUUUACUUGUUAACAGAGACACCAAAACUUACAGGUGAACCAAUGAAUACCACUUGGAUAAAAAGUAGUUCUAAGGCUAGAGCAUCAUGGGGAAACGUAUUCGAAUCACAACAUCCAAUGUUCUAUGAGGUGACGGUCAAUUAUGCUGAAAAUGGUCAAGGUGAUAUAAUCCAAUGGCAGGAAACGAUUGAAACAUUCACAGAUAUUCACAUAGAACCAGAUGAUGUUCUCAACAAAGUAUUUUCAGUAGAUAUUACUGUAAGAGCUGUAUCAUACUCAGGAUUGUAUGCUUUGCGACAUGACAGUUUACUCGUCAAUACAUUUCUGUGAAGAUAGUGGGCAUGAUUAACUACUAAAGUGAAAGGAACACUAUUCAUAACAGAUUAAACUUUUAUUAAUGCAAGAUCAUUGUUCCAUCAUUCAAGUUAAUAAUUAAUUUUCAUUAAUAUUCUAACGUGUAUGGUUAUCCUUUUUAUCUUAAGAAUGAAGGAUAAAAAUGAUCUUAUAAGUAAAUGUGCACAUAUAAAUAAGAAAAUACUUUAUUUCUUUAUAAUGAACUCAUUAGAACACAUAACAAAGCAAAAUAAAUGUUACGUUGAGCUUAUUUCAAACUAUGUGAAAGUGUCUAAUAAAGGUUUGUGUACCGCUUUCA